This is a messenger RNA of Dermatophagoides farinae (American house dust mite), 5182 nucleotides long. It is a transcript of the gene ptc, whose product is annotated as protein patched. Gene Ontology annotation, biological process: negative regulation of smoothened signaling pathway. Lineage: Eukaryota; Metazoa; Arthropoda; Arachnida; Sarcoptiformes; Pyroglyphidae. Gene Ontology annotation, molecular function: hedgehog family protein binding; smoothened binding; hedgehog receptor activity. The record is from RefSeq and is a predicted model, not a curated record. Gene Ontology annotation, cellular component: plasma membrane.
GACAACAACAACAACAACAACUUAAUUUACAGCUUGCUACGCUAGCUUGGGCUCGCUCAUAUUUUUUUGUUGUUUUUUUUUUGUUCGUGUGUGUUGUGUGUGUGUGCCUAUAACAUUUUGGCUUUAAUGACUUAAUUUUUUUUCCAUUAGCGAGAAAAAUUUGUGCCUUUGUUCCAAUUGGUUAAUCAACGAAUGUGUUCAUUGUUUUUUUUUCAUCAUCAUCAUCAUUUAGUUUAAGUUUUUUCCGCAUUUUUCUCUAUAGAUAACCAAACGACAAUGAGCUUGAAUAAAAAAAUGUCAAAUAAUAAUAGAACUAGAAAAUGUUCAUAUCCAUCGGAUCCCGGUGGUGGUGGUGGUGGUGGUGGUGAUGAUGGUGAUAAUAAUCAUCGUCCAUAUAUAAUGAAUCAACAUAAUAAUUCUCAUUAUCAACAAUAUGAUCCAACAUCAUUUAUACAUCCAUCUUUAUUAUCAACAACAAUGAAUAAUAGUACUCAACGAUUAAAUAAUGAUUCAUCAUCAUCAUCAUCAUCAAUAUGGUCAUUGGCCGAUUCUUGUGAUAGUAUUGAAUCUUCAAUACCUUCUCAUCAUCAUCAUCAUAAUAUACCUUCAUUAUUAUCAUCAUCAAUGAUCUCUAAUCAUCAUUCAUUAUUGCCAUUUAAUUCUCAACAACAUUAUCAUAAUCAUCAUCAUAUAUCACAUCCAUCAUCGAAAACAAAUCCAGCAUGGAUUAAAGUCAAACAAUCUAGUGCCAAAAGUCCUGAUAUUUUAACAAGGCCAUCAUGGUUUGAUGCAGAAUUAGCAUUGAAUCAAAUUGAAAAGGGCAAAGCAAAUGGCAAUGGUACAUCAUUAUGGUUACGUUUCAUGAUCCAAGCAAGAUUCUUUGAAUUAGGUUUAUGGAUACAACGGAAAGCCGGUGCCAUUAUGUUUAUUGCAUCAUUAAUAUUGGUUGUUUGUUUAGCUGGACUUAAAUCUGUUCAUAUUGAAGAUAAUGUAGAAAAACUUUGGAUUGAAGAUGGUGGACGACUAGAAAAAGAACUACAAUAUGUACGUAAUGUUCUUGGCGAUGGUUAUGGUACAACCGAUCAGAUAGUCAUACAAACACCUAAAAAUGAAUAUGGUACCGUUUUAAAUUCAUCGGCAUUAUUAUUUCAUUUGAAAGUGAUGCGUACAGCUAUCACUACCAGUGUUGAAAUGUUUGAUGCGACAUGGAAUCUUAAAGAUAUUUGUUAUACACCAAGUAGUCCUUACUUUGAUAAACAUCAUCUUGAUUCGCUUUUAGAAAAUAUUUUUCCUUGCUCCAUUAUUACACCAUUGGAUUGUUUUUGGGAAGGAUCUAAAUUACUUGGUCCAGAAAUUCCAGUGAAAAUACCGGGCUACAAUCAACAGGUACAAUGGACGAAUCUUAAUCCACAACAAAUGGUUGAUAUUAUGAUUACAUUGAUGAAACAAUCGAUUGAAUCAUCCGGUGCUACUAUUGAUAGUAAUAAUCAAAUUGAUAACAAUAAUGGUGGUAGUAGUUCUGGUAUUAAUCCAAUUCUUGAACCACUUGAAACAAUUAGAAAAUUUAUGAAACGUGCCGGUAUAACCAGUGCUUAUCAAUCAAAACCAUGUUUAGAUCCACAUGAUCUUAAUUGUCCAUUAUCAGCACCGAAUAAACAAUCAGGACAAUCACCAAAUAUUGGUUAUGAAUUAACCGAUGGUUGUUAUGGAUUUGCAACCAAAUAUAUGCAUUGGAUUGAAGAUCUUAUUGUGGGUGGUAUUGCUAAAAAUCGUUCUGGACAUAUAAUUCGUGCUAAAGCCUUACAAUCAAUCAUACAACUAAUGGGUGAACAGAAUCUAUUUGAAUAUCAUCAACGUACAAUUAAAGUUCAACAUGUAAUGGAUUGGUCAAUUGAUAAAGCACGUGCUAUUUUACACGCAUGGCAAAGAAAAUUCAGUGAAGAAUUGAAAAAAUUUAUGGUAGAAACAGAUUUUGUUGGUAGUCAACAAUAUGAUGUUCAUCAUUUUACCAGUGCAUCAUUGACAGAUAUAAUGAGAAAUUUUUCUCAAGUCAAUUUCUUUCGUUUAGCCAUUGGUUAUAUAUUGAUGUUAUUACAUGCUGGUUUAUCACUAUCAAGAUGGCGUAAUAAACAUCAUCAACGUUUAGAAAGAUCACAAUCAAUACUUGGUAUGUUGGGUGUUUUAUUGAUUGGUUUAGCCGUGGCUUCUGGUCUUGGUGUUUGUGCAUUGAUUGGUCUGGCAUUCAAUGCAACAACAACACAAAUUGUACCAUUGUUAGCAUCUGGUUUAAGUAUUGAUAAUAUGUUUUUAUUGGCACAUCUUUAUACUACGGAUUUUAUGAUUAAUUUUGUACCACAUCAGUAUCGAACUGCCGAAUGUUUGAAACAAGCCGGUUUCAAUAUACUACUAUCAUCAAUUGGCAAUAUUGUUGCAUUUUGUUCGGCAGCAAUUAUACCGAUACCAGCAUUACGUUGUUUUUGUUUACAAACAGCUAUUUUAAUUACAUUCACUUCUAUUGCUGUGAUUGUUUUAUUUCCAGCUAUUGCUUCGAUUGAUUUACGUUUUCGUAGUUUAUAUCUACAAUCGACGACAAUAACAAAUACACAACAGUAUCAACAAGUGAAAACAUCAUCAUUUUUGAUCAACAUGUGUUUUUAUCUAUUUUGUUGUCGUACACCACAAUUUCAGCAGCAGCAGCAACAACAACAACAACAGAAUAAUAAAAUUUUGAUAACAUCUGUAUGUAAGACACAUCCAGUUUCGAAUCUUCAACAACAAUCUAGUCAAACAUCAGAAAUAACCACCGAAUCAUCGAAAUUAUCAUCAUCAUCAUUAUUUAAACAACCAUAUCAAUAUAAACAGCCAUAUAAUUAUGCCUAUUUAAACAGUAUUCAACCAAUGACUAAUAAUCAUGAUAAUGUGAAAAGAAAUUCAUCAUCAUCGUCAAAAACAACAACAACAAUUUGCCGUUGUCAACAUCGAACAACAUCAUUUGUUUGUGAUAAUGAUAAUGAUGUCAAUGUUGAUGAUAAUGAAAUGAUACGACAAUGUAAUAAUUGUGGUGGUGAUUUACGUACACAAUGUGAUGGCCAAAAUAAUGAUGAUCAUCAUGAAGAAUUUCAAGAAACCACACCAAUAGCACCAUCAUUAUCAUCGGAUCCAAAACCACAAAUUUUUAAUAAAAUUCAAUCAGAUAUAUCAUCACUGAAACCAUCAACAAUUAAAUUAUUUAAAUUUUCUACAACACAUGUUAUUGAACAUUAUAUUGCACCAGUAUUGAAACGUCGUCCAAUAAAAGUUCUCGUACUUCUCUGUUAUCUUGUUUUGAUUGUAAUUUCAGUGAUUGGUAUCACAAAAGUUAAUGAUGGUCUUGAUCUUACAGACAUUGUACCACAUGGAACAAAUGAAUAUCGUUUUUUGGAAUUACGACGACAAUAUUUCAGUUAUUAUAAUAUUUUUGCUGUUACAAAAGGAAAUUUUGAUUAUCCAAAUGGUCAACGUUUAUUAUAUGAUUAUCAUCAAACAUUCAAUAGAAUCGGUGCUAUUAUUAAAAAUGAUGAUGGUGGUCUGCCAGAUUUUUGGCUACCAAUGUUUCGUGAUUGGCUAAAAGAAUUACAAGAUGCAUUCGAUUAUGAUCGCAAACGUGGCUGUAUAACACGUGAACGUUGGUAUCCAAAUGCAACAUCUGAAUCAAUUUUAGCAUAUAAACUACUUGUUCAAACUGGAAGGCCAGAUAAUCCGGUGGAUAAAUCAUUGUUGCUUUCAGCUCGAUUAGUUGAUAGUCAAGGAAUUAUUAAUCCAAAAGCAUUUUAUAAUUACCUAACGGCAUGGGUAUCAAAUGAUGUUAUGUCAUAUGGUGCUUCACAAGCUGCAUUUAAACCUGAACCACGUCAAUGGAUUCAUGAAACAAAUGAUGUUGAAUUGAAGAUACCGAAAUCACCACCAUUAAUAUUUACACAGAUACCAUUUAAUCUGAAUAAUAUUCGAUCGACUGAAGAAAUUGUUCAAACUAUCCAGGAUGUACGUAUGGUUUGUCAACGUUUUGAAGAACGUGGCCUACCAAAUUUUCCUACCGGUAUUCCAUUCACAUAUUGGGAACAAUAUCUUGGUCUUCGUUUCUAUAUGAUCGUAGCUUUACUGGCUGUUUUGAUUGGAAUUUUUUUCGCUACAUUAAUACUAACCUGUAGUCUAUGGACACCGAUGAUUAUUGUGGCACAUCUUGUCGUUAACGUAAUGAUUCUAUUCGGUUUUAUCGGUUGGAUCGGUAUUAAACUUAGUGCUUUACCAGCUGUCAUUUUGAUUGUAUCGAUUGGAAUAUCACUGAAUCCGUUGAUUCAUAUUACGAUUAGUUUCAACACAGCUUUAGGUAAUCGCAAUCAACGUAUGUCAAUGGCAUUGCAACAUAUGGCCAAUCCAGUAUUACAUGGAAUUGUUUCCACGCUUUUUGGAUUGAUAAUGUUAUCAUUUUCAGAAUUUGAUUUUAUCAUUAGAUACUUUUUCAUGGUACUUGGUGCAUCUAUUUUGAUUAUUACGAUCAAUUCGUUUAUAUUGUUACCUAUUAUAUUGUCAAUUAUUGGACCAAAAUCUGAAUUACAAUCAUUAGAACAUGAAGAUCGAAUUUCAACACCAUCACCACCACCAUCUCCGAUUAUAUUACCAUGGCCACCAUUAUCGAUAAAUCAACAUAAUCAUCAUCAUUCAAACAAUGGUGGUAUUGGUGGUCAUUCAUCAUCCAAUGAUCGAUAUAUAGAAGCACUAAUGCUAGAAACAGCUGGUAUAGGUCGUAGAAAUGGAAGAAAAUCACCAUCACUAAUUAAUCGUACACCAUCAUCAUUAUUUAAUCGUUAUCGUCAACAACGUAAAGAAUUACAAAGAAUGCAUUCACAAUUAAGUUUAUCAACGAUAUCGGAAGAGCCAUCAUCAUAUCAGUCAACACCAACACCGACAACAACACCUAUACCUCAUACGUUGAGCACACCAUCAUCAUCACAGCAAUCACAACCGAACAACGAAUAUAGCAACUAUACAACCGGCAGCAGCAGCACAACCAAUCGUUGUUCAUCCGGAAUUUGUUGUCGAAACAACAAUUACAAAUAAUAAUAAUAACCCAAAAACAUCGACAACACCUACUUCAGAGAUUGGAUCCACAACAACAACUGAUAGUCCAUCACCAUCAAUGUCA